AUGGCGGAGUUUGUAUGGGUGGCCCGGGUGCACUGCGUCGAUGAUGUGGCAGAAUCGUCAGUUGACUGGGACUCAGGUACACAGACCUGCAACCGGUGGGCAUGGGUGCUUUUGGUCUUGUCUGGUACGUUUGGAUCUGGCUUUCUCGGCGAAGAGCUGGCGACGAGUUCUGUGCGGAGGACUGGGACUGACAGGGUGCAUUGGAAAAGCUCGGCGCGAGACCAAUUGACGGGCCAGCCGGUUGCAGUAAAGAAGAUCAUGAAACCAUUCAGCACUCCGGUGCUGUCGAAACGCACGUAUAGAGAGCUGAAGCUGCUCAAACACCUGAAACAUGAGAAUGUGAUCAGCUUAAGCGAUAUAUUUAUCUCUCCUCUGGAAGAUAUUUACUUUGUGACCGAACUUCUGGGAACAGAUCUGCACCGACUCCUCACGUCACGGCCGCUAGAGAAACAAUUCAUUCAAUACUUCCUCUAUCAAAUAUUACGAGGGUUGAAAUAUGUUCACUCGGCCGGUGUGGUGCAUCGUGAUCUCAAGCCCAGCAACAUCCUGAUCAACGAGAACUGUGACCUCAAGAUCUGCGACUUUGGUCUAGCACGCAUUCAAGAUCCUCAGAUGACCGGCUACGUCUCGACGAGAUACUACCGUGCCCCCGAAAUCAUGCUCACAUGGCAGAAGUACGACGUGGAGGUCGACAUUUGGAGUGCUGGAUGCAUAUUCGCAGAGAUGCUCGAUGGAAAACCGCUCUUCCCAGGAAAGGACCAUGUCAACCAAUUCUCCAUCAUUACGGAACUUCUUGGCACGCCACCAGAUGAUGUGAUCCAGACCAUUUGCAGUGAGAAUACCUUACGAUUCGUUCAAUCCUUGCCAAAGCGCGAGCGGCAACCAUUGGCCAACAAGUUCAAGAACGCGGAUCCUGCAGCCGUCGAUCUCCUCGAGAAGAUGCUCGUUUUCGACCCAAAGAAGCGAAUCCGGGCUGGCGAUGCCCUCGCCCACGAGUACCUGGCACCUUAUCAUGAUCCGACCGAUGAACCAGAGGCGGAGGAGAAGUUUGACUGGUCUUUUAACGAUGCGGAUCUACCAGUGGAUACCUGGAAAAUUAUGAUGUACUCGGAAAUCUUGGAUUACCAUAAUAUCGAUCAAAGCGUCACGUCCUUGGACGAGGUCCAAGGCCCUGCACCCCCUCCUUCUUAG
This is a messenger RNA of Rasamsonia emersonii CBS 393.64, 1191 nucleotides long. RefSeq names its product Mitogen-activated protein kinase. Gene Ontology annotation, molecular function: MAP kinase activity; ATP binding. Gene Ontology annotation, cellular component: nucleus; cytoplasm. NCBI's taxonomy places the organism in Eukaryota, Fungi, Ascomycota, Eurotiomycetes, Eurotiales, Trichocomaceae. The record is from RefSeq and is a predicted model, not a curated record. Gene Ontology annotation, biological process: cellular response to oxidative stress; stress-activated MAPK cascade; osmosensory signaling pathway. The transcript is spliced from 8 exons. Bases 1 to 1191 code for a protein of 396 amino acids.